This is a messenger RNA of Camellia sinensis, 2214 nucleotides long. RefSeq lists its product as uncharacterized. NCBI's taxonomy places the organism in Eukaryota, Viridiplantae, Streptophyta, Magnoliopsida, Ericales, Theaceae. Gene Ontology annotation, cellular component: outer membrane. The record is from RefSeq and is a predicted model, not a curated record.
UAGUAGGGAGCAAGCAAAGCAAGGUAUCCGAUCUGUACAUAACCCCACGACAACCAUCGCCGUGUCUCUCUCUCUCUCUCUCCCCCUUCACUUCCAAGUCUAUCUCUCCAUGGCUGUUUCGGUCGAAGAAAAGCCAGAGGAACAAGCACCAAUUCCCGACGAAGAAGACCAACAACCCUUUAAUGGCGACGACGAAGACGAGGACGAGGACGAGGACGAGGACGAUGAUGACUUCGAAGACGAAGAGGAAGAAGAAGAAACAGUGUCGAGAACGCGUUUUGAGAGGGCUAAAAUGGAGAACCUAUUCCAGCGAAUUUCGACGGAGAGAGUUCCCCUGCGAGUCCACGACUUGGUGAUCAAGGGCAACACGAAGACCAAGGACUCGCUCAUCGAAGCCGAGGUCGAAUGCAUCAAGAAAGCCACCACGGUUCAGGAGCUUCUUCAGGCCGCUUCGAUAGCCAACUCUCGUCUUCACAGCCUCGAUAUCUUCGAUUCCGUCAACAUCACGCUCGAUUCGGGGCCGCCUGAGUUGCCAGGGACUGCGAAUGUCGUUGUCGAGGUUGUCGAGUCUAAAAACCCUCUCACUGGCGACAUUGGCAUAUUCUCAAAGCCCGAGGCUAGAUCUUGGUCACUUGAAGGAUCACUCAAGCUAAAAAACUUGUUUGGAUUCGGGGACCUGUGGGAUGGUUCUUUGGCUUAUAGCUGGGACCAAACUUCAGAGGUUAGUGCUGGUGUGUCCUUGCCUAGAUUCAAAGGAUUGGAAACUCCAAUGCAAGCUCGAGUGUCUAUACUUUCACAAGAUUGGCUAAAGUUUUCUUCUUACAAAGAACAAGCAUUGGGUCUGUCCCUUGGCGUAAUAUCAUCCAAGAAUCAUGAUUUGUCGUACAACCUUUCUUGGCGUACCUUAACGGAUCCGUCACAAAUGGCAUCUACGUCAAUAAGGAGGCAGCUUGGACAUGGUUUACUGUCCUCUCUGAAGUACACAUUUAAGAUUGACAAGAGAAAUUCACCUUUGAGACCAACUCAAGGAUAUGCUUUUGUUUCUACAUCUCAUAUCGGUGGACUUGUACCUGAUUAUCGGAGCUUACGGUUUUUACGCCAGGAGUUCGAUCUUCGUUAUGCUUUUCCUUUGGGUUUUUAUCAUGCUGCUCUGAACUUUGGGGUCUCCUGUGGUGUUCUUUUUCCGUGGGGAAGUGGAUUCUUGAAUAGGCCCUCAUUCCUACCUGACAGAUUCUUCUUGGGUGGCAAUACUACUCCAGUUUGCACGUUGGGAGGCCCAACAACGCUUUUGGGUUUUAAGUCAAGGGGACUGGGCCCUACUGAGCCAAGGAGAGAAAUUACAGAAAACUCCAAUGUCGAAAGUUCUGACACUCAUUCUGGAAGGGAUUUUCUUGGUGGUGACCUUGCUGUUACUGCUUUUGCGGACCUUUCUUUUGAUCUUCCAUUGAGGGUGUUGAAAGAAGCUGGUAUCCAUGGACAUUUUUUCGCUUGUGCUGGUAACCUCACCAAAUUAACAGAGAAUGCAUACCGAGAUUUUUCUUUCAAGAAAUUCCGUGAUUCUUUCCGAAGCUCUGUAGGAUGUGGGAUCAUUAUACCCACUAAACUAUUUCGUAUGGAGGUUAACUAUUGUUACAUACUGAAACAACUUGAGCAUGACCGUGGGAAGACUGGCGUGCAGUUUAGCUUCUCUUCACCAGUAUAAGAUUUGGAGCGAGUCAUUUUUAUCCUUGUUUGAUUUCCAGCAAGAUCGAGUUAAUAUAGGAGGCCUUUCAGAACCAUUUGAUAAAUUUGUUUCUUCUCUGAGCAUCUCAAUUUAGAUCAAUUUAGAUGGCUCCAUGGUUUUUUGUAAUUUCUAGUGAAGCGGGAAUACGGGUAAACAAGAAGUGAAGUAUCAGUAUAAAUGUGGUUGUCCUUUGGUUCAGAUUGGUUGGAGAAACAAAUGGAAUUGUCAAGACUUCCAAACAGUUUCAAAGGAUCUUACUGUACCCCAUUCGUUUGUAGGUAAUGGUGACAUACUUUGAAAAUUAUAUGUUUUCUGUUCCACAUGCUUGUUUCUUCUUGAAUUUGAGAGAAAAUAAAAAGGCGACCUUCUUUGUUCUUUGGUUUCUUCGUCUCUUUUGACAGAAAAAUAAAAUUGUAUUGAUUUGGGCGAAAUGGACUCUUUCACUGUCAAGCUAUGUGAUCUAUAUUCCCAUGGAUUAUGUGUUUUCUGGA